AUGGCGACCUCAUCUUCACCAUCCAAGGCCUUCGAUACCGACGUUUCCACCUCACUCACCAAUGCCUCCCUCAUCGACUUGGAGAGACGUCUGCGUCUGAAAGUCGAUUGGCGAUUAUGCACCAUCGCCGGCAUUCUCUGCUCUCUCAACCUUCUGGACUCCGGCAUCAUCUCCUCCGCAAGCGUGACGAGUAUGCUGAGCGACUUGGAACUCGAUCGUGACGGACGCUAUUCCGUCUCGAUUUUCAUCUUCACGAUCUCAAGCAUUGCCUUCCAACUCCCUAGUACCAUCGCCGUCCGAAGAAUCGGUCCCAGAAUCUGGUUCUCGUUCAUCACAUUCUCCUUCGGACUCAUCACCAUGUGUACGGCGUUCAUACACACCUGGAAGGAAAUGAUCGCGUUACGAGUGCUUUUGGGAAUGUGUAUGAGUGGGAUUUAUCCGGGCUUGAGUUAUCUGAUUGCCGCUUGGUAUUUGAGGAAAGAACAGCAGACUAGAUUCGCGUUUCUGCAGAGUGGACAAGUCAUGAUUCUGGCAACUGGUUCGAUUGUGAAUUUUGGCUUGAAUCAGCUGAAUGGGCGAGGUGGGUUGGAGGGUUGGAGGUACAUGUUUCUCGUGCAAGGCCUUAUUACGAUUUUCCUUGGGGCUUUAACUUAUUUCUGGAUGGUCGACUUUCCAGAACUCGCGCAUAAGAGCCUUUGGUUUUUGACGCCCGAGGAACAGGAUUUGGCGAUUGGGAGAAUACAGAAGGAUCGCAAAGAUGUUCAAGCUGAUCCUUUUACUUGGGGAAAAGUUCUGGUACACGCGAAGGAUGCAAAGGUUUAUGGCUUUGCGUGCAUGUUCUUCUUGGUCAACAUCGUUUCGACUGCGUUGUCGUACUUUUUGCCGAUCAUCUUGCAGUCUGGUAUGGGCUUCAGCGAGAACGAAUCGAUUCUCUUGUCAGCACCGCCAUAUUACUACAGUGUCAUUCCAGUCAUCAUUUCCUCCGUGGUCAGCGACAAGUACAACAUUCGAGGGCCGGUCAUUUUCUUCAACUCCGUCUGCCUGAUCAUAGGCUUCUGCAUGCUUGGCUUCGUUGAUCAAGUCACGGUCCGAUAUAUCGGAACGUAUCUGGCGACGGGAGCAUACGUCUCGAACUGGGCAGCAAUCACAGCGUACUAUAACAACAACAUCGCCGGUCAAUGGAAACGGGCAUUCACAGCUGCCGCGGUCACAGCUAUGAAUGGAGCAGGUGGUAUUGCUGGAAGUUACAUUGUGCGACAAAGCGAAGCGCCGACGUAUCAUACUGCUGUGUGGAUUUCGAUAGGUUCGCACAUCUUGCUUGUUGGCUUUGUCGCGGCUUUCUCGCUUUACUUUUGGACGGCAAACAAGAGGCAAAGGGCUGGCAAGGCUUUGCUUGAAAGGACAGAGGGAUUCCGAUAUACUUACUAA
Messenger RNA from Pseudocercospora fijiensis CIRAD86, 1428 nucleotides. RefSeq lists its product as uncharacterized. Gene Ontology annotation, cellular component: membrane. The transcript is spliced from 3 exons. Gene Ontology annotation, molecular function: transmembrane transporter activity. Lineage: Eukaryota; Fungi; Ascomycota; Dothideomycetes; Mycosphaerellales; Mycosphaerellaceae. The record is from RefSeq and is a predicted model, not a curated record. Bases 1 to 1428 code for a protein of 475 amino acids. Gene Ontology annotation, biological process: transmembrane transport.